Molecule: messenger RNA, 1254 nt
Organism: Anthostomella pinea
Lineage: Eukaryota; Fungi; Ascomycota; Sordariomycetes; Xylariales; Xylariaceae
Source: the annotation of a GenBank genome assembly
AUGCCCAAACCAAUUGCAGCUGAACGUGUAGCCUCUAUCAUGCUAUCAUGGCAUUCUCUGGAGGUCAUCUCCUGCCGAAACUUGCAAUCCCUGUGGGCUGGCUACGGCCACAUCUGCGAGGUCACAGUUCGAGCCACCACCAAUGCAGCCGCCUCCCGAAUGCGACGUAUAUGUCGCCAUGAUACCCAAAAGAGCGACGAUCCAGCAGAUACCUUUGCGCUAAUACUCAAGCUCAUAUCCCCACCGCCAAUAGCGCCCGGUUCCAAGGAUGAAGGCCACCUGCGAAAGAUGAUGAGCUACGAAGUCGAACAGUACUUCUACAGCACACUGGCCCCUCGUCUAGACAGUGACGUCCCCAUGGCACACUGCAUUACUACAACACAAGAUAUGAGUGGGAAGCCCGGCGCUGAACUCCUCAAAGGCUUGACCGCUACCAUCAUGACCGACCUGCGGCCUCAAUACCCCGUCGCGGGCGAGAAGCGCUCUGAGCUUAAUGAAACCCAGGUCUACUCCACCCUAGACUGGCUAUCCACCUUUCACAGAAGCACCUGGUCCCUGUUGCCAACGGAUUUGCCUGAACUUCUACUACCCCCUCUCGAAGAAGCUGCACGCAGGCAGAAGGGCGAUCGGUCUGGAAAGGCCAUGUGGCUGAAUGGAGGCUACACUUAUCUUGCUACGCGUCGCAAGGAGUACGCUUCCCUUGCCCACGAUAGAGAUUCGGAAUGGUCCUCUUCACUCUGCAAGCCUACAGGACCCGGCGGUCCGUCCACUGCUGAAAUGGUAGCCAAUGUACUGACUCCACGCAAUCGAGAAGUCGAGACGUACAUCCAUGGUGACGUAAAGUCCGAGAAUCUGUUUACUACCAAGACUGGCAACGAGGUAGCCUUCUUCGACUUUCAAUACAUCGGCCUUGGUCUCGGUGUCUGCGACCUCGCCAAACUGUUUACCUGCUCGGUGCCAUUGGAUAUGCUCACAGAUGAUGGAGAUGCGAUGCCCGACGAGCUCUCGAUGGAUAAGGGAGAGAAGAGCCUACUGGAGCGUUAUCAUUCGAAGCUUCUUACUGGUACAGAGAAGGUGUAUGAGUGGGAUACCUUCGUCAGGCAAUGGGAAACUGCUCUCGUGGACUGGCUAAGGUUUCAGGCUUCGUGGGGUUUCUGGGGAAAUACUGAUUGGCUCGAGGCACGGGUCAGAUCGAUAAUGAAGGACCAAAGCUGGAGGGACUGGCUCAAGGAGCAACAGGGCCUGAUUAAGUAG